Messenger RNA from Nestor notabilis (Kea), 464 nucleotides. RefSeq names its product tumor protein p73-like. The transcript has 4 exons. Gene Ontology annotation, biological process: apoptotic process; regulation of transcription by RNA polymerase II; protein tetramerization. The record is from RefSeq and is a predicted model, not a curated record. The annotation marks the transcript as partial. Gene Ontology annotation, cellular component: nucleus. Lineage: Eukaryota; Metazoa; Chordata; Aves; Psittaciformes; Psittacidae. Gene Ontology annotation, molecular function: DNA-binding transcription factor activity, RNA polymerase II-specific; RNA polymerase II cis-regulatory region sequence-specific DNA binding.
CGGCCAAGUCCUGGGGAGAAGAUCCUUCGAGGGCCGGAUCUGCGCCUGCCCGGGCAGGGACCGCAAGGCUGAUGAGGACCACUACCGGGAGCAGCAGGCCUUGAAUGAGAGCGCAGCCAAGAACGGCAGCACCAACAAACGCACAUUCAAGCAGAGCCCACAGGGCAUGCCAGCACUAGGGGCCGGCAUUAAGAAGCGGCGGCACGGGGAGGAGGAGAUGUAUUACGUGCCUGUGCGAGGCCGGGAAAACUUCGAGAUCCUGAUGAAGAUAAAGGAGAGCCUGGAGCUGGUGGAGCUGGUCCCACAGCAGCUGGUUGACUCCUACCGGCAGCAGACGACCCAGCUGCAGGCACCAUCCUCCUACGGCCCCGUCCUUUCGCCCAUGAACAAGGUCCACAGCGGAGGGAUCAACAAGCUGCCCUCUGUGAACCAGCUGGUGGGGCAGCCCUCGCAGCACGGCGCCG